This is a messenger RNA of Leptonychotes weddellii (Weddell seal), 3582 nucleotides long. The record is from RefSeq and is a predicted model, not a curated record. NCBI's taxonomy places the organism in Eukaryota, Metazoa, Chordata, Mammalia, Carnivora, Phocidae.
AUGGAUUUUGAAAUCUAUCAGAUAAGGAAAUGGAAGCUCAACCCAGUCAACUACCUUGUCAAAAUUUAUACAGCUGAGUCUAUGUUUGACUGGAUAAGCCACAACAAGGAGUUAUUCCUCCAGAGCCACACGGAGAUUGGCGUGAGCUACCAGCAUGCCCUAGACCUCCAGACGCAGCACAAUCACUUCGCCAUGAACUCCAUGGUGUUGGACUGGAUUGAAAACCACGGUGAGGCCUUUCUCAGCAAACACACCGGGGUUGGGAAGUCGCUGCAUCGAGCCCGGGCCCUGCAGAAGAGGCACGAUGACUUUGAAGAGGUGGCUCAGAAUACCUACACCAAUGCGGACAAGCUCCUAGAAGCUGCAGAGCAGCUGGCUCAGACCGGGGAAUGUGACCCCGAGGAGAUCUACAAGGCAGCACGACACCUGGAGGUACGCAUCCAGGACUUUGUGCGCAGGGUGGAACAGCGGAAGCUUCUCCUGGACAUGUCUGUCUCCUUCCACACACACACCAAAGAGCUGUGGACAUGGAUGGAAGACCUUCAGAAGGAGAUGCUGGAGGAUGUUUGUGCGGACUCAGUGGAUGCGGUCCAGGAACUGAUCAAGCAGUUCCAGCAGCAGCAGACCGCCACUCUGGAUGCCACGCUCAACGUCAUCAAGGAAGGCGAAGACCUUAUCCAGCAGCUCAGGUCAGCGCCUCCCUCCCUGGGGGAGCCCAGCGAGGCCAGGGACUCGGCUGUGUCCAACAACAAGGCACCCCACAGCAGCUCCAUCAGCCACAUCGAGUCAGUCCUGCAGCAGCUGGAUGAUGCCCAGGUGCAGAUGGAGGAGCUGUUCCACGAGCGGAAGAUCAAGCUGGACAUCUUCCUGCAGCUGCGCAUCUUCGAGCAGUAUACCAUUGAGGUGACGGCAGAGCUGGACGCCUGGAAUGAGGACUUGCUCCGGCAGAUGAAUGACUUCAACACGGAGGAUCUGACCCUGGCCGAGCAGCGGCUGCAGCGCCACACGGAGCGGAAGCUAGCCAUGAACAACAUGACGUUCGAGGUCAUCCAGCAGGGCCAGGAUCUGCACCAGUACAUCAUGGAGGUCCAGGCCUCAGGAAUUGAGUUAAUCUGUGAGAAAGACAUUGAUCUGGCAGCCCAGGUACAAGAGCUACUGGAGUUUCUCCAUGAGAAGCAACACGAAUUGGAGCUCAACGCAGAGCAGACCCAUAAGCGGCUGGAGCAGUGCCUCCAACUGAGGCACCUACAGGCCGAGGUCAAACAGGUCCUGGGAUGGAUCCGCAAUGGGGAGUCAAUGCUCAACGCCAGCCUCGUCAAUGCCAGCUCUUUGUCUGAAGCAGAACAGCUGCAGCGGGAACACGAGCAGUUCCAACUGGCAAUCGAGUCCCUCUUUCAUGCCACUUCCUUGCAGAAGACGCACCAGAGUGCCCUGCAGGUACAGCAGAAAGCUGAGGCACUGCUCCAGGCCGGCCACUAUGACGCCGACGCCAUCCGGGAAUGUGCCGAGAAGGUGGCCCUCCACUGGCAGCAGCUCAUGCUGAAGAUGGAAGACCGGCUAAAACUAGUCAAUGCCUCUGUGGCAUUUUAUAAAACUUCUGAACAGGUCUGUAGUGUCCUGGAGAGUUUAGAGCAAGAAUACCGGAGAGACGAGGACUGGUGUGGUGGACGAGAUAAACUGGGGCCAGCAGCCGAGAUCGACCAUGUCAUCCCACUCAUCAGCAAACAUUUGGAACAAAAGGAGGCCUUUCUUAAGGCCUGUACCCUGGCACGGCGGAACGCGGAGGUGUUCCUCAAGUACAUCCACAGGAACAACGUUAGCAUGCCCAGUGCCGCCGGCCACACCCGGGGACCUGAGCAGCAGGUGAAAGCCUGUCCCCACAGCCCUCUGCACAAUGGUGUAGACAGACAAACAAAGGAGAAGGUGAAGCUUCUGAUUCAACUGGCCGAUAGCUUUGUGGAAAAAGGCCACAUUCAUGCCACGGAGAUCAGAAAAUGGGUGACCACGGUGGACAAGCAUUACAGAGACUUCUCCUUGAGGAUGGGAAAGUACCGGUACUCCCUGGAAAAAGCGCUAGGCGUCAACACAGAGGACAACAAGGACCUGGAGCUGGACAUCAUCCCAGCAAGCCUUUCAGAUCGUGAGGUCAAGCUACGGGACGCCAACCACGAAGUCAAUGAAGAGAAGCGGAAGUCAGCCCGGAAGAAAGAAUUCAUUAUGGCUGAAUUGCUGCAGACGGAGAAGGCUUAUGUAAGGGACUUACAUGAGUGCUUAGAGACAUACCUGUGGGAAAUGACCAGCGGCGUGGAGGAGAUCCCCCCUGGGAUCCUUAAUAAAGAGCACAUCAUCUUUGGCAACAUCCAGGAGAUCUACGAUUUUCAUAACAACAUCUUCCUCAAAGAGUUGGAGAAGUAUGAGCAGCUGCCUGAGGAUGUGGGACACUGCUUUGUUACCUGGGCAGACAAAUUUCAGAUGUACGUCACCUACUGUAAAAACAAGCCUGAUUCCAAUCAGCUGAUCCUGGAGCACGCAGGCACCUUCUUUGAUGAAAUACAGCAGCGGCACGGUCUGGCCAACUCCAUCUCCUCCUACCUAAUCAAACCCGUCCAGAGGAUCACCAAGUACCAACUGCUCCUGAAGGAACUUUUAACUUGCUGUGAAGAAGGGAAGGGGGAGCUCAAGGAUGGCCUGGAGGUGAUGCUCAGUGUCCCAAAGAAAGCCAAUGAUGCCAUGCAUGUCAGCAUGCUGGAAGGGUUCGACGAGAACCUGGAUGUGCAGGGAGAGCUGAUUCUCCAGGAUGCCUUCCAAGUGUGGGACCCAAAGUCGCUGAUCCGGAAGGGGCGGGAGCGGCACCUGUUCCUCUUUGAGAUCUCCUUGGUUUUUAGCAAGGAGAUCAAAGACUCUUCAGGACACACGAAAUAUGUUUACAAGAACAAGCUACUGACCUCAGAGCUGGGUGUGACCGAGCACGUAGAAGGUGAUCCCUGCAAAUUCGCCUUGUGGUCUGGGCGCACCCCCUCCUCAGACAAUAAAACAGUGCUGAAAGCCUCCAACAUAGAAACCAAGCAAGAGUGGAUCAAGAACAUUCGAGAGGUGAUUCAAGAAAGGAUCAUUCACCUGAAAGGAGCUUUAAAGGAGCCAAUUCAGCUCCCCAAAACACCAGCCAAACAGAGGAACAAUAGUAAGAGGGAUGGAGUGGAGGAUGUUGACAGCCAGGGGGAUGGGAGCAGCCAGCCAGACACCAUCUCCAUCGCCUCCAGGACCUCUCAGAAUACAGUGGACAGUGACAAGCUCUCUGGCGGAUGUGAGUUGACCGUGGUCCUCCAGGACUUCAAUGCAGGCCACAGCAGCGAGCUGACCAUCCAGGUGGGGCAGACGGUGGAGCUGCUGGAGCGGCCCAGCGAGCGGCCGGGCUGGUGUCUGGUCCGUACCACGGAACGGAGCCCCCCCCAGGAGGGCCUGGUUCCCAGCAGCGCCCUGUGCAUCUCCCAUUCCCGAAGCAGCGUGGAGAUGGACUGCUUCUUCCCCUUGGUGAAAGGGAUCCAUCACGGCAAGCGGGAAAAAUAACUGGAGGAUGAAUAG